GGCAUUCAUGAGCAGAAAGCCCAGAUGUCCUUGGGGUAAAUGCAGGAGUGGCAGUCCUCCUGCAGAGGGCGGCAGCGGCGGGGGCUGUGCCCCGCACAAGCAUGGCGGGCGGCCGUCAACAACCCGGUGAAAUUGCCCCGACCCCGAUCCGGAAGCGCUGCUCAGGAGUUAUGUCACCCCACGUGACCGGGCUAUUGUGAAGUUGUCGGCGGGACCGGUUGUACCCCGGGGGGAAUCGGGUGUCCUUGACAGGUUCCGGGUCAUCCUGCUGGCCCGCGAUGUGGGGAGGGGCCGAGGGGCGUCUGUAGUUUGUGGCCGAGGGGCGGUGGUUGGAGCUGCCCGGACGGCUGGUGGCCCGGAUCAGUGUUCGCCCCCCCUCCUCUCCUCCCCUCCUCUCCUGCCCCUCCCCUUCCCCUUCCCCCUCCCCCCCCCCACCCGCCCCCCCUGCUGUUCGGGUUCACCCUCAGACCCGAGUCCCCGGUGCUCGGUGGCGAGCCGCCGCCGCCGCUGCUGCUGAGGAGCUUCAGCCGCUCGACGAUGCAAGGAGGGGACGUGACGGUCGCAGCUUCAGCCUCCAUGAAAGUGCCUGACCCCGAUGUGAAAGCAGAAGCGCCUGUCCACAAGCCGGUGGGAAGAGGAAGAGGCUGGCAAUAUAGUGAUCAUAUGGAGAAUGUAUGUGGAUACUUGAUGAAAUAUACUAAUCUUGUCACAGGCUGGCAAUAUCGAUUCUUUGUUUUAAAUCAUGAAGCUGGAUUACUAGAAUAUUUUGUCAAUGAGCAGUCCAGAAGUCAGAAGCCAAGAGGCACUUUACAGCUAGCAGGGGCUGUCAUCUCACCAAGUGAUGAAGACUCUCACACAUUUACUGUCAAUGCAGCUGUUGGAGAACAGUAUAAGCUAAGAGCUACUGAUGCAAAAGAACGUCAACACUGGGUCAGUAGACUUCAGAUUUGUACUCAGCACCACACAGAAGCUAUUGGGAAGAAUAAUCCACCCUUGAAAUCAAGAAGUUUUCCCUUGGUUUCUCAAGGAAGUAGUUCUCCAGGUGUGCAGAGAAGAGCAAGUCAGAAUGCUGCAGCUUUUUUUGGUGUCACUCAUCAUAAGACGCAGGGACUGUUAAAGCGAUCCCACACCUUGCAACCUGACCAUUUGGCGGAUGUUCGAGAGAUGAUGAACCAGGCUGAAGGGCAACACAAGGAAUUGGUCCGAACUAUUGAAGGACUUCCUCCCUUUGGAGAACAAAUAUCAUCACUGGACCAAGAUCUGCUUAUGCUCAAAGCUACCACAAUGGCAACAAUGAACUGCUUAAGCGAUUGUUUCCAUAUUCUCCACCUUCAGCAGGCAGCCAACCAGAAAAGUUCUUUUUCUACGUGUGAAAGAGGAACAACAAUUGAAUGGUUGGAGCCGAAAUUAUCACUAUCAGACCACCUCAAGAAUGGAAAUGAACAUCAGUCAUCAAUUGAGAAGGCACAGUCAAAAGCUGCUUGUGGAGAUCAGCCAGCUUCUGAACACUACCAAAUGACACGGGAACCUGAAGAAAUAAACCCAGAUGAUGAAACAGAAGAUACUGUUGAGGAUGAGGAGGAAGAUGAUCUUGAAGUUGUUGAAGAACAGCGUAGUGUGAUAUUACACUUGUUAUCUCAGCUGAAGCUUGGUAUGGAUUUGACAAGAGUGGUUCUUCCAACCUUUAUACUGGAAAAACGUUCAUUACUGGAGAUGUAUGCAGAUUUUAUGUCCCAUCCAGACCUCUUCAUUGCUAUCACAGAUGGUGCUACUCCUGAAGAGAGAAUGAUCCGCUUUGUUGAGUAUUACCUCACCUCAUUCCAUGAAGGCCGUAAAGGAGCCGUGGCUAAGAAACCAUACAAUCCAAUUAUUGGUGAAACAUUUCACUGCUCAUGGAACGUACCAAAAAACACAAGCAGUAAAUCAUGUUAUACCUCAUCACAGAGUUGUCUGCAGAAGACAGAGUGUUCUGAUGGCUCAGAGGGAAGAGGCCAGUCAGACUAUCUUUUAAGAUUUGUGUCAGAGCAGGUGUCUCAUCAUCCACCUGUUUCAGGAUUUUAUGUAGAGUGUGAAGAGAAAAACAUAUGUGCAAACACUCAUGUAUGGACAAAAAGCAAGUUCAUGGGCAUGUCUAUUGGAGUUGUAAUGAUUGGAGAAGGUCUUCUGUGUCUCUUGGACCACGGAGAGGAGUACACCUUUACCCUUCCUUGUGCUUAUGCUCGUUCUAUUUUAACUGUUCCUUGGGUAGAGCUAGGAGGGAAAGUUAAUGUCAACUGUGCAAAGACUGGUUACUCUGCAGCUAUAACAUUUCACACAAAGCCAUUUUAUGGUGGAAAACUUCACAGAGUGACAGCUGAAGUAAAGCACAAUACAUCAAACACUGUUGUAUGCAGAGUGCAGGGUGAAUGGAAUGGUGUGCUUGAAUUCACUUACAGCAAUGGAGACACCAGGGCCAUAGAUGUAACUAAACUCCCUGUCACCAGAAAGCGAGUGCGACCUACUAAGAAACAAGGCCCUUUUGAAUCCAGACGCUUGUGGCAACAUGUGACUGAAGCUUUGAGGGCAAGAAACAUAGAAAAGGCAACUGAACAUAAGAGCUUACUAGAGGAACGUCAGAGGUCAGAAGCACGCCACCGUGCGGAGACCGAGACGCCUUGGAAGACGAAGUAUUUCCAUCAAGAGGGUGAAGGAUGGAUCUAUUACAAACCCCUGUGGAAAUCUACAAGAGGCAACGUUGAGACAGCAUCACCAGCACCCUAGAUUCUGUGCAACUGGACUACAGCAACAUGGUUUUAAGUAAUAAGCAAUCACAACUGUAGCUGUGACCAAUGUUAUUUAACCAUGAUAAUUUCAUAUUAAAUUGUAAAAUGCAGUAAAUCUCUCAGCUGCUUUUAUUCAAUAUUGUGUGUCUGUAUGAUAUAAUGUAAGAGUGCUUAACAAUUGGCAUGUUAGCAGAAGGACUCUUUAAAAUUACAGGAAAAUGAGUGAAUUUUUAUCUGCAACUACAUUUUAUAUCUUAUCUGAAGCCUUUUGACAAUUACUUUUUGGCAAGGAUCUUGUAUUAUUUUGACACCUGUAUUUGAAAAAGGUAUUACUUUAAUGAUUGCUGCCUCAGAACAAAAAUUUAUUUCUAACUGGCACAGUGGAGUGCUUUUUUGGCUUGUUCAUGCAGUUGACAAGAAAGGCUGAAAUGCUGGACUAUUGAUCAGCCUGUGGAACUAUUGUAACAAAAAAUGCCAGAGUGACCCUUUGGCUUAAUCUAUUACAUAUGAUGCUUUUUAAAGAAAAAGUCUAUUCAGGAGAAAUUUGUCAUAUGAAGUUCCUUUAAGUACAUUUCUUUAAAAAUUGCGGGCAAUUAAGAAAUAAUCCCCCAAAAAGGGUAAGCGGAUUGAAAACAGAAUACUUGUUUCCAAAGCGUGCCUUACACUGUAUCCUUUGUUUUUUAGUAGUCUUCCAAUUAGUAUGUGUGACAUUAUCUGUUGUAGCUUAAAUAUGGAUGUUAAUUUUCGUCAUGAACUGAAAAUGUAAUGAAUUUUGUAAAUUUUAUUUCAACUUUUUUUUUGCUGAAACUGCUUAGUAAGCAAACUUCCGUAAAUACAAGCUUUAACAAGAGGAAGUGAUUUUAAAAGAAUUACUUUCAAGGGAACAACAUGGAUGGUGAAACCAUGAUUGCUUCAUGUGUAUAGAAGUACCAUAAGUUAUGACUUCUCAUAGCACAAAGUAAAUUAUGCUCUUUCACAGUGAAAAUACCCACUAUCACCGCAGAGAUUUAUUUUGCUUAUUCUAUGUGUGUGGCUCUUGAGUGUUGCAAUAAAUCUGAAAUACCACAAGCUACUACUGAGCAUUUAAUGUUAUGUCACAUAAUUUAUUUUCAGUUUGUUAAUUAAUUGCCUUUGUGACAAUGAAAGCACUGUUCACAUUUCAUGAAAUGUUUUGUGGUCACGCAAUGACAGGUGAAAGAUGUUUGUUUUUCUAGUUUUUGUGUAAGGCAUAGCUUUAAACUCAACUGUUAAGUCAUGAAGUCUUCCAUGUCAGCUAAGUUUCCAUUCAUUUGUGUGGAACUUCAUUUUCAAUUUUUCUUUUUAAAGUUUAAUUGAAAUUACCUGAACAGAUCUUAAUUCAAAAGUACGUUGUUUUGUUACUGUAGUAUUAGGGAAAUAGAAAGUUCAUUCUAUGCUAUCAAUGGUGAGAUACUAAACCAGAAAACAUCAUUAUUCAUUGUAUUUGAAAAAUAAAAGUUGAACUGUACUGAUUGUCUCACACCACUUUGAUACUACAAUCCUGUAUAUUUUGCAAUCAUGUAAAAUGCACUGAAGGAAACUCAAAAUGACACUCCUGUAGUAGUAGCAAGUGUGAAAAGAUUGAAUUAAAUAUUCUGCAAAACCUGCCAA
This is a messenger RNA of Pristis pectinata (smalltooth sawfish), 4391 nucleotides long. It is a transcript of the gene osbpl11, whose product is annotated as oxysterol binding protein-like 11. Bases 538 to 2760 code for a protein of 740 amino acids. Lineage: Eukaryota; Metazoa; Chordata; Chondrichthyes; Rhinopristiformes; Pristidae. Gene Ontology annotation, cellular component: cytosol; intracellular membrane-bounded organelle; membrane. The record is from RefSeq and is a predicted model, not a curated record. The transcript is spliced from 13 exons. Gene Ontology annotation, molecular function: sterol binding.